CUUUCUAGUUCCAUCUCUAAAGCUGUGCCGCGAUUUCUGAGCAUUAUUGCAAUAGUUCGAUCAAUAGCAAAUCAAAUGAGAUAUAUCCAAGAGUACCCAGCUUUUCUUUUUUUUGGGAAUUACUUUUGUAUCUUUACAGUUUGAAGCAUGUCAGAUUCGACCAUUUUUUCUUUUGACUCAGCAGCUGAAUCUCCAAACCUUGGCCAGUCAACGGACAGCAACGUAUCAAACUCUAGCGCGUCUAGCUCCAGUUCUGUUGCUUCUGGAGCAACCAAUUCAUCCUUGGAGUCCAAUUCAGACUUGGAAUCGCCUUCAUCAUCUGAAUCCCCUUCAUCCGAGGAGCGCAAUUUAUCCGCACAUUCCACAUCCCCAUUGCCUUCCAAUUCAUCCUUGCAUUACGAUUUAUCCCCGGAAACUAGUAUCAGUGUCACUUCCACCGACGGAUCCAACUUUCUGCUGUCCCCCCAGAACGGUAGCUCCUUAUCCGUGGUAAACUUUUCCGUACCGAAUGACGAUACUCCCUCGCAGCUUAGAUCACUUUCCCGUAAUUUAGACCAAAUGGAAGAAAAUUUGGAUCGCAUUAGUAGCUACUGCGACCAAGUUGUGUCACUGAUCCGAAACGACAAUCCACCAACAUCUACCUCAACGCCAUCAGUAGUGCGUAAUAACCGUCAUAGAAGUUCUAUUAGUCCAGUAGAAGUGAUAGAUCUGUCCCUGCUGGAAUAUGUACCUCCGGUUCGAUCCGCCCGCAAUCGUGCCCCCGACGCUGUAAUCGAUUUGUGCACCCCAGACGGAAGAAGAAGCCGACUAGGUGAUCGUCAAUCAAAUGACUCCUUUACUCCAUCAUCCAAUCGGCGCCGCUUCACAGUUCAGUCGGCCCCAAUUUUUCCAGUAGUGGAUCUCGACGAUGUGUCGCCACCCAAACGCCAUCAACGCGAUCCCGACCUGUCCCAGAGAGAGGACUCGUACAAAUGCCCGGUUUGCAUGGAGGCUGUGAGCAAGCGCGAGCCAGUUUCGACCAAAUGCGGACACGUUUUUUGUCGUGAAUGCAUCCAGACUGCCAUCAGUUCUACUCAUAAAUGCCCGAUGUGCAACAAAAAGCUAUCAGCACGCCAAUAUUUUCGCAUUUAUCUGUGAGGUGCUUGUUUUGGAUGUCUUUGUAUAUGCUCUGCGAGCCACAUAAAAUGAUUUAUUUCUUUGGAAAAUGUUUAAGACGGCAAAUGACUGCUUGCUCUUGUGAUUUAUGUACGAGUAUUUUUAAGUUUAUAUAUGUAAUAAAUUUUCCCAAAAAAUGAUCCGUAA
Molecule: messenger RNA, 1302 nt
Organism: Drosophila eugracilis
Lineage: Eukaryota; Metazoa; Arthropoda; Insecta; Diptera; Drosophilidae
Product: E3 ubiquitin-protein ligase complex slx8-rfp subunit slx8
Exons: 4
Coding region: 148-1137 (329 amino acids)
Biological process (GO): positive regulation of transcription by RNA polymerase II
Molecular function (GO): transcription factor binding
Source: RefSeq, a predicted model, not a curated record